UCGGUGUCUCCUGCCUCGUGAGUCAGAAGAGGCUCCGGGCCCAGCAGCCCCAGCCCAGCAGGGUCAGCUGGCGGCUGGCGGCCGACCUCCCUGCUCAGACUCCCUCCCACGCCCGGCAUGUAUAUAAACGCCGAGCUCUCCGAAGCUGCCAGUCCUCUCGGGGAGGUGCUGCGAGCGGAGGCUGACAUGACUCCUUCCCUGCCCGCACUGGCGCUGCUGCCGCUGCUGCUGCUGGGGGUCGUUAACCCCGCAAACGCCAACGGCCAUUAUGACAAGAUCUUGGCCCACAGCCGGAUCAGGGCCCGGGAUCAGGGCCCCAACGUGUGUGCGCUUCAGCAGAUUCUGGGCACCAAGAAGAAGUACUUCAGCACCUGCCGGAACUGGUACCAGGGGGCCAUCUGCGGGAAGAAGACGACCGUGCUGUACGAGUGUUGCCCCGGGUACAUGAAGAUGGAGGGGAUGCAAGGCUGCCCGGCAGUGACGCCCAUCGACCACGUGUACGGCACGCUGGGCAUCGUGGGGGCCACCACCACGCAGCGCUACUCCGACAUCUCCAAGCUGAGGGAGGAGAUCGAAGGCAAAGGCUCCUUCACGUACUUCGCACCGAGUAACGACGCGUGGGACAACCUGGACCCUGACAUUCGCAGAGGUUUGGAGAGCAACGUGAACGUUGAGCUACUCAACGCUUUACACAGCCACAUGGUCAACAAGAGGAUGUUAACCAAGGACUUGAAGAACGGCAUGAUCGUGCCUUCGAUGUACAACAAUUUGGGACUUUUCAUUAACCAUUAUCCUAAUGGGGUCGUCACGGUGAACUGCGCACGCAUCAUCCACGGGAACCAGAUCGCGACAAACGGCGUCGUGCACGUCAUCGACCGCGUCCUCACGCAGAUUGGCACCUCCAUUCAAGACUUCAUCGAGGCCGAAGACGACCUCUCGUCCUUCAGGGCGGCCGCCAUCACCUCUGACGUCCUGGAAGCCCUCGGACGAGAUGGUCACUUCACCCUCUUUGCCCCCACCAAUGAGGCUUUUGAGAGACUUCCACGAGGGGUCCUGGAGAGGAUCAUGGGGGACAAGGUGGCUUCUGAAGCUCUCAUGAAGUACCACAUCUUAAACACACUCCAGUGCUCAGAGGCCAUCAUGGGAGGAGCGGUCUUUGAGACCCUGGAAGGGGACACCAUUGAGAUCGGGUGUGACGGGGACAGCAUCACGGUGAACGGCAUCAAAAUGGUGAACAAGAAGGACAUCGUGACGAACAAUGGCGUCAUCCAUUUGAUCGAUCAGGUCCUCAUUCCCAAUGCUGCCAAGCAGGUCCUCGAGCUGGCGGGGAACCAGCAAACCACCUUCACAGACCUCGUGGCCCAGCUGGGCCUGGCGUCCUCGCUGCGGCCGGACAGGGAGUACACGCUGCUGGCCCCCGUGAACAGCGCCUUCUCCGAUGACACUCUGCGCAUGGAUCAGCGGCUUCUGAAGUUAAUUCUGCAGAAUCACAUACUGAAAGUGAAAGUCGGCCUUAACGAGCUUUACAAUGGGCAGAAGCUCGAGACCAUUGGAGGCAAACAGCUCCGAGUCUUCGUGUAUCGAACGGCCGUCUGCAUUGAGAAUUCCUGCAUGGUGAGAGGCAGCAAGCAAGGCAGGAACGGCGCCAUCCACAUAUUCCGAGAGAUCAUCAAGCCUGCGGAUAAGUCCCUCCACGAGAGACUGAAGCAGGACAAGCGCUUUAGCGCCUUCCUCAGCCUUCUAGAAGCUGCAGACUUGAAAGAACUCCUGACGCAGCCUGGGGAUUGGACUUUAUUUGUGCCAACCAACGACGCCUUUAAGGGCAUGACCAACGAAGAGAAGGAGGUCCUGAUCCGCAACAAAAAUGCCCUCCAAAACAUUAUCCUUUACCACCUAACGCCCGGAGUUUUCAUCGGAAAGGGGUUCGAGCCCGGCGUCACUAACAUUCUCAAGACCACGCAGGGGAGCAAAAUCUACCUGAAGGGGGUGAACGACACGCUGCUGGUGAAUGAACUGAAAUCCAAGGAGUCCGACAUCAUGACCACGAACGGCGUCAUUCACGUCGUGGAUCAGCUCCUCUACCCCGCAGACACGCCUAUUGGGAAUGAUCAGCUGCUGGAAAUACUUAAUAAACUGAUCAAAUACAUCCAAAUUAAGUUUGUUCGUGGAAGCACCUUCAAAGAAAUCCCCAUGACCGUCUACACAACUAAAAUUAUAACCAAAGUUGUGGAACCAAAAAUUAAAGUGAUUGAAGGCAGUCUUCAGCCUAUUAUCAAAACUGAAGGACCCACCAUAACCAGGGUGAGCCUUGACGGGGAACCCGAAUUCAGGCUGAUUAAAGAAGGUGAAGCAGUAACGGAAAUCAUCCACGGAGAGCCAAUUAUCAAAAAAUACACCAAAAUCAUUGACGGCGUGCCCAUGGAAAUCACGGAAAAGGAGACAAGGGAAGAGCGGAUCAUUACAGGCCCUGAAAUAAAAUACACCAGGAUCACUACUGGUGGCGAAGAAACAACGCUGAAGAAAUUGUUGCAGGAAGAGGUCACCAAAGUCACCAAACUCAUUGAAGGGGGUGAUGGCCACUUAUUUGAAGAUGAAGAAAUUAAAAGACUGCUUCAGGGAGACACACCUGUGAGGAAGUUACAAGCCAACAGAAAAGUUCAAGGGUCCAGAAGACGAUCGAGGGAAAGCAAGUCUCAGUGAGCAUCCAGACCAGAAAGCAUCGUUUCCACACCCCUGCCCCUGACCCUACGGGAAGAUGACAAGCAAGUGCCACAGUGACUUCAGGAAACAAACCAGCACCCCCCAAAACAAUCACCGACCAGCGUUGAAACUUCAUUUCUGUUUGAAUGCAGAGCAGGAGGGGAGUUGUGGGUCAGCCUCCUGUGGGUGGGAACUGAGAGAAUUAGAACGCAUUUCAGACUUCUACGGCUUGACAUUAAAGAUCUGGCCGACUUUGCGACCCUUCCGAGAAAACCCCUCCGCAGCCUCCUUACAGUUCAGUCUCCGGGUGCAGGCUGCGUCCCCUUCAGAAGACGGAGCCUUGAGUUGAUUGAGUGGGUAUAAAAAAUGCAGGCGAUCAGCCACCCCACUCCCCCAUGGAAAGCUAAGUUAUGGAAAAGGGUGCUCAAGUAAAAAAAAAACAUAUACAACUUUUACAUCAAAAGGUUUUGCACAUUUCUAAUGCAAUGUGGGUUUACCGGUAAAUUAUGCUAUUUCUACAACUCAUUUUGUACUCUUGAAUGUUUGUCAUAUGCUUACUGCAAUGCCUAUUUUUAUCUCAGACAUUCCCGUAAGACCAUUUUCAGGUAUAAAGAGAAUUACUCCCAAUUGGGUAAUUCACAAAACUCAAGGUUUAAGUUAAUACGUGGAUUGAACAUGGGAACAGGACUUUAUACCUCUUUUUAUAUCAAAUACUCAUUAAAGGAAGUUGAAUAAAG
Artibeus jamaicensis (Jamaican fruit-eating bat) is the source of this 3437-nucleotide messenger RNA. RefSeq names its product periostin (gene POSTN). The record is from RefSeq and is a predicted model, not a curated record. NCBI's taxonomy places the organism in Eukaryota, Metazoa, Chordata, Mammalia, Chiroptera, Phyllostomidae. The transcript has 23 exons. Gene Ontology annotation, molecular function: protein binding. The coding region runs from base 118 to 2700 and encodes 860 amino acids.